AGACGCCGCCGCCUUCGCCGCUGCCGACCAGUGCCGCCGACCGAUGCUACGGUCGAGUCCCGCCAGUCUCGCGAGAGGUCGCGGGAACGGGGGAGAGGAUGACCGACGUCUCUCUCCCUCGCGGUCGCCUCGAAAAAUAGCGAAGAGCCACCACCAGUCGCCCGGGGCGGUGCAUGGCGUUCGGCGUCGGAGAGCUUCCAGUGCCCCCGACUUGUCAGCUGCCACGAGGAUCCCGUGGAGUGUCCUUCUGCCGUGUGACAUGGUGACGUCGGAGAGAACUCGUGCCGUGUGACUCGAGUGACACUCUGCCCGCCGUCGGUGUGUCAGUGCAUGGCGUCCAGUGGUCGGCUUUCCAACGGUGCCGCCAUGGUAGCGCAGGGAAAGCUCCGCGCCACGAGCUCGGAGGACGGUAAAGAGGACGACGACGACUGCAGGAGUCCCCUGCUCGAGGACUUCGAGAUGAUCAAGACCAUCGGCACGGGAACGUUCGGCCGUGUGUGCCUGUGCCGGGACCCGGGCGGCGCCUUCCACGCCAUGAAGAUCCUCGAGAUCUCGGACGUGAUCCGACUCAAGCAGGUGGAGCACGUCAAGAACGAGAAGGCCAUUCUCCUUCAAGUCCAGCACCCCUUCAUCAUACGCAUGCGGUGGACGCACCAUGACGCCACCUGCCUGUACAUGCUGUUCGAGUACGUGUCCGGCGGCGAGCUGUUCACGUACCUGCGCAACGCGGGCCGGUUCAGCUCAGCCACGGGGUGCUUCUACGCUGCCGAGAUCGUGCUGGCCCUCGAGUACCUGCACAGUCUGCACAUCGUGUACCGGGACCUCAAGCCGGAGAACCUGCUCCUGGACAGGGAAGGGCACCUCAAGAUCACAGACUUUGGCUUCGCCAAGAAGCUGCACGACAGGACGUGGACGCUGUGCGGCACUCCCGAGUACCUUGCCCCGGAGAUCAUCCAGAGCAAGGGCCACAAUCGAGCCGUCGACUGGUGGGCGCUCGGGGUGCUCGUCUACGAGAUGCUCGCAGGGUAUCCACCGUACUUCGAUGACAACCCUUUCGCCAUCUACGAGAAGAUUUUGGCGGGAAAAGUGGAAUGGCCAAGGCAUAUCGAUCCCGUGGCCAAGGACCUCAUCAAAAAGCUCCUUGUCAACGAUAGGACGAAGCGGCUCGGGAGUAUGAAGAAUGGCGCCGAAGACGUGAAGCGUCACCGUUGGUUCAAGGGACUGAACUGGGACGACGUUCUCGAAAAGAAACUGAAGCCCCCGAUCGUGCCCAAGGUAUCCCACGAGGGUGACACCGGCAACUUCGACGACUACCCCGAGCGUGACGGCCGGAGGCGGCCGCCCUCCACAGCAUCGUCCUCUGACAAGGAGGUGGACACCUUCGACGACUUCUGAGUCCCCGGGCCCACGUGGACAAAAGCAGCGAGCCCACGCACCAUCGUGCCCGCCGCCGUCCGGAUGGUCACGUGCCGCGUCGGACCAAUCACCGCGAGCUUAUUUUUGAAAAUUGCAUUUACCGAGAUUACGCGCUGCUCCCGUGUGUACGGGGCUUGACCGUCCGCUGCGAUCUCUGUGCUUGAUUCUUGGGUUUCGGCGCUGUCCCACGUAUGGUAGCUUAUGCUUCAGCGGCAUCCUAAGACGUCUUUCGGUGAACUCUGCUCACAGGGAUGAGAAGGAGACCCCAUUGAAGGAAGAAUUGUGCUUGAACGACAUCGUGUACCCGCAAAGAACUGCAACUGUCCGAUGGCUCGCAGAGUCCACAGGGACUCAACUCCUGCGAUCUGCGGAAGAUGUGCAAAUGCCUUGAUCCAAAUAUUGUGUAUGCGAUCUGUGCGGUGUCAUUGAGCAAUGACGUUACUCAUCCUCAGUGAGUUCAUCGUUGUACACCUUUAGGUUUGCAGUAUCUGGUUCUUGGCCUCGUCAUUGGCUGAAUUCCUCUGGUAGAUUUCAGUGAUUGGCUACCUGAGUGAACAAGGGCGUAGUCCUUGGCACGGUGAGAGAACCAGGAACAGAAACGGUUUCACACUGGUGGCUUUCACCUUCGUUCUGUUACUUCUCGAGCGCACUGACGAAUAGAUUUGUGUUAACCCUCGAAACAGAAGGCGGCUCAGGGUUGACGGAAAAGGAGUUAUCUUGUCAUGCCUGCGAAAAUAUUUGGCCAACUAUUCCUUUGUUAAAGCUAUAGGUCACUUGAUUCUCCCCCAGAAGCGCCAUACCUGAUGUGGCUACCCGAUUGGUCCGUCUCGUAUUCGUGCUUUGGUUAAAUGACACAAUUGAAGCGCUUGACCUGGUUUAUAAAUAUAUAUAUAUAAAACUGAAUAAAAUUUAACUUUUUAAAAGUCGUGGAUUAAGUUCUACUUAAGAACUCAUGAAAUGUGAAGUAACGUGCUGGGUCCAUCCAAAUCUGGCAACCGAUAUUUGUCAUCCACUACACAUCAUCCGCCAAUUUCUUUAGAUGCCAGUAGAGGACAUGUAUGUAGCCCAUCGGCGUUCAGAAAAUGGGCCGGAUGCCUGGAAUGUUUUCUGUGUUCGAAUAGGAAUUGUAAGCGAGAACUAACUCGUUCGAAUCUCUACGAGCAGACGGCUGACGACGGGGCCGUGCGCAAACUGCCGAGCGGGAACCGAAAAAGGCGGCCGUCUCCCGAUGCUCACAUAGAAGUCUAGUCAGACCACUAGUCCUUAUAGGUGUUGCGCGCGAAAAAAAAAAUCAUGAUCGUAGAGACUCGCGGUUGGUGAAACAGAAUCUCUAUUUUUCUGCCAGUGUUACUCUCCAAGAGCACAUCGUCGACUUUGUCGAAGCGCGUGUAGACAUACAGCGUUACCCUUCCUGUCUUUGACACAAAGUAUAGGCUUCCCGGAUGUUCGGAAGCAAUCGAUCUAAUAGUGCAGCUAUAUAGGCCUUUUGUUUAUCGGUAGUCUACGUAACCGCUCCGGCCGCUUGCGGGGUUUCACAAAAAAUGCCGGGAUGCUCUUCUUGGCAAACCCCGAAUCGUGAGGCAGCAUUGAUCGGCUGAUGUCAGAAGCAGCUUAGCUGCUUGUGACACUAUUUGUAACACAAUUUCGCAGCGCUUCGGAAACCUAUAGACAUUUUCAAGUAGGGCCUCUGGGCGCCCGCCACUUUGCCGCUGGCUUGUUAUACGUAGAUCGUCUGUUAGUCAAGCUUCACUACAGCGGGCACACGGUUGCCAGAUCGGCGCCCAGACAAAAGCACUUUUUAUCCAACGAUGGGCAAAUUAGUUUUUGAAGUGUGACUGCUUGCAAACUUAUAUACGAGAGCUGAUUGAAAAGUAAUGAGAUUGCUUCUGUUUCUUUAUUGUGUUUUUCUUUCUUGCAAGAAGGCAGACGGGCACUGCUGUGAUGAUUUUUGUAACCGUAGUAAAUCCGAAUGUUUGAACCUGCAGUUAAAGCAACAUAGUCUUUAACGCUCCGUCGCAGCGAGCGAAGGCAUGCACUUCGGACAUGUCGUCAUGACAUAUGUCGAAGACCUGUAGCAGAGGUGCGUGGUUGAAUUUUGCAUUAAACUUCGAAGAGUAGUAGCGGCUCUGUAACACUCUUCUAUAGUCAGGGUGUAUCGCCGUGGAGUCUUUUAAAUUUUUUAUCAUAAAAAAAAAAAAAUUAACCUGCACAGAAGAAAGCUUUCCUCGUACGAUAAAGAGAGCAAGGUCGCAGCUGGCAACGUUGAAAGUGAUGUCUUAAAACAUUUUUUUAACAUUUCUUUGAGUAUUUAAAAACAAAAUUCUAACCAAUAUCUUGAAUGUGAGGGUUGCUAAUAUUAAGAAAAAAAAAUGAUCAGACUCCAGAGUCUCCCAAUUACGAACAAGCAGAAUAGGUCCCAUUACUUUUCACUCAGCCUUCGUGGCUUUGAAACUGCCAGUAUGCACAAACUGCGAAUGCGAAAUCCUGAAAGACGCGAAGGUGUAGGGAAGAAGAAUAGGGUUUCGUGUUACUCCAAAAGAAAAACAAAACAAAAAACAAAACAAAAAUGGUGUAUUUCGGUUCGAGCAGCGGAUUUGCGGGAGGUUCCUCGUGUACAGGUCAUACGUCUGAUCUAAAGACACCACAAAUAGGCUACGCAUAGAGUAUUGGCACUUAUUCCCCAUUGUGUAGUGGGCGCAGCCAUCUUGGUGCUCAGCACAGAUUGGACGCAACCGGUGAUCAUUAUGAUUGAAAAUGCGGUCUUCGUAUCUCUAAAUAUGCUGUUAGGAAGCCUAGGCUAUGGCGUCUUGCUCCGUCGCGAACUGGUUUCGCAUUUCUAUAGAAAACGAAAGCCCGCGUUUCUCGCCAUUUUGAAUAAACAACGAGAUAAAUGGCAGCAGUAAUUUUAAGUAUCAAGAUGGCUGAAGUGUUGUCACUCUGAAGCCCCUAUUUAGUGGCUCUAUAAAAAGUUUUAUCCCAAGAACCGUAGUAAAAAAAAAAAAAAAAAAAAGUCCGGCUUCUUGCGGAGGAAUUACUAAUUGCUCCCUUUAUCUGGAUAAUGAAGAUAUGUGUUGGUGCAUUUUAGAAUAGAUAUGUGUCAUGUUAGCAAAAUAUAGACCUUUCAAAAGCCAGAAGCAGCGCUUCGUCCUCCGACAGCCAAAUCUUGUAAGAACGACUUCUCGGCGCGUUUAAACAAUCCGCAAAACAUUUUUUUUUCUUGAGGUGACAACGAGUAUAGUCCGAUCCAAAUUCCACAAAGGCGUCAUCUUAGAUAGCGCUUCUCCGUCAGAGCCAAAGCAGCUUUGGCACCGUAAUGUCCGAAAUGUCUGAAAAGCUCAACAGCGCAGUUUCUAAGAAUACUUCGCGUUUCUCUAUAGCCGUGAACAAAGGCAUCUGCCCGCAACGUCUUGUGACAGCAAGGCCGCUUAAGUGUGACAGUGUUUUGGGAUAGGUUGCCAACAGUAAUCACAUGUGAGGGGGAGGGAAAGGGGGAGGGGGUGCAAAACAGGCUGUCACAGCCGAUCUGCCGCCUCCCAAAAGGAAGACAGGGUGCUUCUAGAGACACUAUUUUUCUACGACUGAGUCACCAGACCAGAUGCUUGCCAAGCUCAGUCGAGGCAUACGAACAAAGAAAAAGAAUGGCCGAGGGAAAACAAAAAAGGAAUGUGUCUCGGCUUACAUUAGAGUCGCUAAAUAGCCUACGCAUACAGAAUAGGCUCUCCAUUCUUAGAUUACUGUGUGGUCGCCGCGAUUUUGGUGCUUUCGGUGGAUCGGGUGUAAUGGGCCAUUUGCAAAGCGUGCAGUGCCGUCCGCGGCGCCGAAAGGAAUGCCGGGGGCGCUAGGUACAGCCGGAUCUAACGGACGACAAAAGUGACCUUGGAGGCGACGGCCAGCGAGACCAGGGCAGGCGAACAACACCGAUAUCCUCCCGCUCGCUUCAGUGUCACGUAGUGAACAAGUUGUGGCUGCUGGAAAGAGCGUACGAGGAUUCGCGCGCAGCAUUUCGGAAUUACUGCAAAGAAAGGCCUAUUGGGGAUUGCUAGGAACCUUGGUUCAUGAAAUAGCUUAAAUCUUACGUGUUUAUACCACUCGUAACUUGACUGUGUGCCUGAAGAAAUCGGCAAAGCUCAGAGGCGGUCGUUUGGGAGGCAUCGUCUUAAAAUUGUCAUUUUUGAAUCUGAUCUACCGACAAUUUUUAGAUUGACAGCCUUGUGAAAUGUGUUACGAUCAAACACCGAAAACACAAAGGAGACUGUCGACAUCCUUAAAAUAAAUAAGUAUAGAAUUUACUGCCAGUACAUCGUCUGCUGGACAUUAUCGUUGCAGCAGUACGGUUAGAAUAAUCUCAUCAAAUUUAUAUUCGUUUAUCGGGCAUUGUAUUACGUCUGCAUGAUAGCCGAAUUGAAGGAGGUUUUAUAUUUUGGGGGUGGGGUUGGAAAAAGUCCUUCGUUAUAAGACAAUUAUGUUUACGUUGAGAUACUUUGGGCUCUGUUAUAGUUACCUGAUUGUUACUUAAUGUGACGUUCACUAAUGUUUUCAUCAACGUUUGGACAAGUGUUAUAAAGCUAGAGUUGUUUUU
This is a messenger RNA of Ixodes scapularis (black-legged tick), 5995 nucleotides long. RefSeq names its product cAMP-dependent protein kinase catalytic subunit 3 (gene Pka-C3). NCBI's taxonomy places the organism in Eukaryota, Metazoa, Arthropoda, Arachnida, Ixodida, Ixodidae. The transcript has 8 exons. Gene Ontology annotation, biological process: protein phosphorylation. Gene Ontology annotation, molecular function: ATP binding; protein serine/threonine kinase activity. Bases 331 to 1395 code for a protein of 354 amino acids. The record is from RefSeq and is a predicted model, not a curated record.